UUCCGGCAAAAAAAAAAUUAAAAGAAAAUCAAAACCAUGGCCGCCGGAGUUAUUGUGACACUUCUCACUAUCACUCUUGUUUCAACAACAGCCGUUGGAUUUGAUUCUUGUGUUUCAGACAAAGGCGAUCCCGAGGAUCUCUCAGUCAUUCACAUCUACGGCAAAUGCUCGCCGUUCAACGCUCCCAGCCCUUCUUCUUCGUGGGCAAAUACUGUUAUUAACAUGGCGGCUAAGGACCCUGAGAGGCUCUCCUAUUUGUCCAGUUUGGUUGCCCAAAGGCCCACGUCAGCGCCCAUUGCUUCUGGGCAAAAUGUUUUGAAUAUUGGGAACUAUGUGGUUCGGGCCAAGAUUGGGACGCCGGGCCAGCUCAUGUUUAUGGUGUUGGAUACGAGUAGUGAUAAUGCGUGGGUCCCAUGCAGUGGUUGUUAUGGUUGUUCAUCCGCCGUGUUUGCGCCUAACGCGUCGGCGACUUACGCUUCGAUGGAUUGUACAUUGCCGGAGUGCACUCAAGUCCGGGGGCUCGCCUGCCCGUCCGCCGGCGCCGGCGCCGGAGCUUGCCUCUUUAAUCAGUCCUACGGCGGCGACUCGUCGUUCUCCGCCACGCUGUCGCAUGACUCGCUUAGACUCGGGACUGAUAUUAUCCCGAAUUAUGCUUUCGGGUGCAUUAAUGCGGUUUCCGGCAAUAAUGUCCCGCCGCAAGGGCUAUUGGGCCUGGGCCGGGGAUCCAUGUCGUUGCUCUCGCAAUCUGGGCCGCUUUACUCGGGGGUGUUCUCGUACUGUUUGCCCAGUUUCAAGUCCUAUUAUUUCUCGGGCUCGCUCAAGCUUGGCCCAUUGGGCCAGCCCAAGAACAUACGGACCACCCCGCUUCUCAAAAGCCCACACCGUCCCUCACUAUACUAUGUGAACCUCACUAGUGUGAGUGUGGGGAGGGUAACUGUUCCCAUUGCCCCGGAGCUUCUGGCCUUUGACCCGGUCUCUGGAUCAGGUACCAUCAUAGACUCGGGCACGGUUAUAACCCGGUUUGCUAAACCCGCUUAUGAAGCGAUCCGGGACGAGUUCAGAAACCGAGUCUCGGGCCCAUUUAGCACCAUAGGGGCGAGACUCCCAUUUAGCACCAUAGGGGCAUUUGACACAUGCUUUGCAGUGACACAUGAGUCUGUUGCACCAGCCAUUACCUUCCACUUCCAAGGAUUGGACUUGGUGUUACCUAUGGAGAACACUUUGAUUCAUACCAGUGCUGGGAACUUGGCUUGCUUGGCAAUGGCGGCCGGGAACUCUGUGUUGAAUGUGAUAGCCAAUUUGCAGCAACAGAAUCUGAGGAUUUUGUUUGACACUGCAAACUCUCGCCUGGGAAUUGCUCGUGAGCUUUGUAACUGAGAUGUCAGGGGUCAAAGAGAACCAAAGAUCAUCUCUUUCAGUCUUUCUGUUACAUUAUUGUUGCAAUGAAAUCAAGUAAAAAGUAUAUA
Molecule: messenger RNA, 1466 nt
Organism: Ipomoea triloba (trilobed morning glory)
Lineage: Eukaryota; Viridiplantae; Streptophyta; Magnoliopsida; Solanales; Convolvulaceae
Product: aspartyl protease AED3-like
Exons: 1
Coding region: 37-1377 (446 amino acids)
Biological process (GO): proteolysis
Molecular function (GO): aspartic-type endopeptidase activity
Source: RefSeq, a predicted model, not a curated record